GCUCAACCAGCACUUUAACUGGCUGGGCAUGCUUGAACAGACAAUUGACAUAUGCUUCACCAACCACGAUGCCAGAAAAUUGACGGUGGAGGAAACCGGUUGAGAGGAGGAACACACCACCGAGUAUUUGGGCCAUUAGCGGGACAGGACUCUAUUUUCCCGUUCCGUCUGUAACCGUGAUUUGGCUAAAAACUUACGACUCAUAAUCCCCAUAAAACGACACAAUAAAACCCUAACCUGCCUGAGUUUAUUUUUCUCCCCGCCGAAAUCACACUGAAAGAGAAGGCAAAGGAGUCCAGGACUUUGGGUCUCUGUGGAAUGUGCUGAAACUGCUUGAAUGCUCGUCAAUCCCAGUGCGCCAACAAUGCUUGCUCAAGGUGACGCUUCAUCUAGUUCAGGAGAUGAUGUGGAGAUAUCAAAUGGUCGGAACAAGCGUAAAACUGCAGCUGCUUCAAGUCCUGGCCCUCGUAAGAGAAACCGCAAGGGAGCCCCAGGGGAUGCUAUAGUGGAAGCUAUGUUAGAGAUUGCUGCUGCUUCAAAGAUGAGGGCAGCUGCAAUGGCGAAAAGCGAAGAUCGGUUUUCUAUUAGUACGUGUAUUAAAGUACUAGAUGAGAUACAAGGACUGGAUCAACAGAUUUACUUCUUUGCUUUGGAUCUUUUUGAGAACCCUAAUGCUAGGGAGACAUUCAUAUCUCUGAAAAGUGAAAGAAGAGUGACAUGGUUGCAGGGCAAGUCCGGUGGCAGUCUCUCUGUUAGUACCAUGGUUUGAAAUCUUAAGGCAUUGGACCUACGCAAUUUCACAAGGCCUCAUAUUGUCAGAGGGCAUACAUCUAGCAUAUUCUUCUUCUUCUUCUAGUAGUUUUAUCUUGUAGGUUAAAAAAACUUAAUUCUCUAUGUUCUAUCAUUUAUAUUCAAGUAUGGUUGAAUGUACAGAGUAAAUGAAUUGAGAAAACAAGCUAACUGUCACACCUCAUAUGCAAUGGUUUUACUAUUGGAUUUGUGAGCAAUUGGUUCCUUUUGUUAA
Messenger RNA from Papaver somniferum (opium poppy), 1024 nucleotides. RefSeq lists its product as uncharacterized. The transcript has 2 exons. NCBI's taxonomy places the organism in Eukaryota, Viridiplantae, Streptophyta, Magnoliopsida, Ranunculales, Papaveraceae. Bases 338 to 769 code for a protein of 143 amino acids. The record is from RefSeq and is a predicted model, not a curated record.